Kuraishia capsulata CBS 1993 is the source of this 1158-nucleotide messenger RNA. RefSeq lists its product as uncharacterized. The record is from RefSeq and is a predicted model, not a curated record. Bases 1 to 1158 code for a protein of 385 amino acids. Lineage: Eukaryota; Fungi; Ascomycota; Pichiomycetes; Pichiales; Pichiaceae. The transcript has a single exon.
AUGACUAAGAUGGCUAUCUCUGGAUCAGCCAAGUUCUUCACCCUGGCAUUGGUUCUGAUCUCGCUGGUGUUAAUGGGCAUAACCUUGGUGUCUGAGCCGUUCUUUGGUAUUUCACCGACUCUGGCCGACAAUGAGGUGGAGUUCAAUACCCAGACGUCUACUCAUACGGUUUAUGUGCACCAGACGGGUGUUCCACAAAAUCCACAGGAUGUGAUGAUGUGGACUGGCAAAAAGGAAGAGGGGAACCAAGUUCAAAAAGGAAAUCAAGUGUAUCAAGCGCAUGGAGAAUCUGAAGAGCAUCAAGAUCAUCAAGAGCAUCAAGUAAGACAACCUGAACCAACUCCGGUGCAAUACUACAAGAGAGAUGAUAACACACUGACAAACUCGAGUAUUUCGUCUUUCCAAUCUCCAAGUGGUUUUAUUCCUAGUACAUCGUUUAGCUCAGUGUCUACCAGUUCUCGUUCGAGUUCUAGCUCAAGCUCCAGUUCUAGUUCGAGUUCUAGCUCAAGCUCCAGUUCUAGUUCUAGUUCUAGCUCCAGCUCCAGCUCGAGUUCUAGCUCCAGCUCUAGUUCUAGUUCUAGUUCCAGUUCAUCCUCUAGUUCUACUUCCAGCUCUAGUACCAGCUCAAGCUCAAGCUCGAGUUCUAGUUCUUUCUCCACUUCCACUCCAGAAACCACCGAUGCUGCGACUUCGUCACAAGCUCCAUCUUCGUCCUCGUCCUCGUCCUCGUCCUCCAAGACAGCAGCGCCUUCAUCUUCAAUAACUAACAACACCAAAAGUUCAAGCUCGGGUCUUUCCUCUGAGAACAAAAAAGUGGUGAUCGGUGUGGUUGUGGGCGUUGGUGUUCCGCUACUGGCGCUGCUGGGAUUUCUUGGGUACAGGCUGAUGCGUGGAAGAUCCGGGUUGCUUUCUUCGUCAGCAGGAUCUGACUCAUCUCAUGGAAAAGAGCACUCACGUAAGACGUAUGUGAACUCAAACGGUGACGUUAUCACAGACGAUAGUGCGGGAUUGUUCUCCAAGCUCAAGUUCUGGAAUAGGUCUACUGCUGGGGACUUUCAUGAAGAUGGAAUUGAUGAGCUUCCCGCCUCUGAUGCCCAGCUUGAUCAGUUUUCGAAUACUCCUAACACACGGCCGAACAAUCCGGCACUGAAUUUUUGA